UACUUUCAAGUCGCACGGAUCCUCAGAGCACAACGAACUUUUCCUCUCUCGCGUGUGAACGGAUCCUCUGAUCGCACAAAACGGCCACAACAACGACAACGACACAAACUCCAUUGAUAAAGUUGGCGUGUUGAUCAGCAUCUGAUAUGCCGCAGCUGAACGGUGGAGGGGGGGAUGAUCUCGGGGCGAAUGAUGAGAUGAUCGCGUUUAAAGAUGAAGGAGAUCACGACGAGAAGAUCCGCGAGAGCGCGUUCACGGAGAGCGACCUGGCUGAUCUCAAAUCAUCUCUGGUCAACGAGUCAGAGAUCAGCCAGAACUCACACUCUGCCGUAAUCAGGAGAGGUCAGCAGGCGGAUCAAAGACUUUACACUGAUAAACGAGAACAUCUGGACGACGUGCCAAAACAUCAAGAUGGAGGAAUGUACAAACCUCCGUAUUCUGGAUACCCUUAUCUGAUGUUGCCUGAACCAUAUCUACCAAAUGGACCUGUCUCACCAUCUUCCAACAAAGUGUCGGUGGUCCAGCAGGGGAUGCAUCCAUUAACGCCGCUGCUGCCGUAUGAUCACUUCAACCCAGGCCCUACACACAUUCCCACAGAAGUCAGCCAGAAACCAGGUGUUCACAGACAUCCGUCUCAAGACAUCUCCAGUUUCUAUUCGCUGCCUCAAGGCCAGAUCACCCCCUCCAUGAACUGGCCCAAUCAGCCUGUGUACCCUCUGCCCUCCUGUGGCUUCAGGCAGUCCUUCUCCAGUCUACAGAGCAGCUCUUCUUACCCCAGGUUCUCUCAUUCUCUGAUGCUUCAGUCCGGCAUGCACCCCACGGGCAUCCCACACCCGGCUAUAGUGCCCCCUUCUGGCAAACAGGAGCACGACCAGUUUGACAGGAGCAUUUAUUCUAAACCUCAUCCAGAGGUGAAGCGAGAGAAAGAGCCCAAAAAGCCGGUGAUCAAGAAACCUCUGAACGCCUUCAUGCUCUAUAUGAAGGAGAUGAGAGCUAAAGUGAUUGCUGAGUGUACACUGAAGGAGAGCGCCGCCAUAAACCAGAUCCUGGGACGACGGUGGCAUGCUCUGACACGUGAAGAACAGGCUAAGUACUAUGAAUUGGCACGGAAAGAGCGGCAGCUUCACAUGCAGCUUUACCCCAGCUGGUCUGCCCGUGACAACUACGACACCCGCGUGAACUUGAGGGGAACUGAAAUCACCUCCUUGACACCAGUUGAUGGCUCAGAAAAAGGCAAGAAGAAGAGAAGGAAACGAGAUAAGCAGCAAGACUCCAGCACAGAUAACUCUCUUGACUGUUCCUAGGAGGAAAAGAAGUGCAUUCGCUACCUUCAGAGAGGACACUGCGCCAGCCCCCAUUCUUCUGAUGGAAGUGCUAUAGACUCCCCCUAUCACCUGCCAAACCCCACCUCUCCCACACGCUGCUCCUUCUCUUCCCCCGCCUCCCCCGUCAGCAGUCCCCGCCCACACAGCAGCAAUCGCCCUGCCCACCCACCCAGACUGUCACUCGACUUCAGCCGAGUUAAAACAGAGAACACGAAACACCAGCCACAAUAACCAGAUCACAUCAUAAAAAUCACCUCAGGACCUUCACUCUGAAGACUCAUGUUCUGCAUAAAGACAACAUCAAAUCCUAAAGUUGUCCUCAAGAAAGCAAAAGUCAGAUGGGGCUUCUUCUCACCUUUCACAAAGUAAUGGCACUAUAGCUUUCCUAAAAGGGGAAUUUCAUGAAGAAAUGUGCAGGUCAUGUUUCAGUAUGUUUACCAAAAAGAAAAUAGUUUUUAUCAUACUAUUUUAAAGACCCCUAAUCAUUUUUUAUUUAUUUUUAUUUGUAUGGCCAAACAAAAAAAAACUACCGUAAUCUUUUUUACAUUUGUGCAUUUUGCAAUAUUUAAAUAUUAUAUAUAUUUUUGUUUAAUAUUUUAUUUAUACAUCAUGGUAGUACUUGUAGUUCUGCUUUUAAUUUAUGAUGAUUUACUAAAACAAUCACUAUAUUACAGUAUAUUAAAAAAAAGAUUUUAGUUUGACAAGCAUGCAAUGACAUUGGGAUAAUGCCAACAUGUUCAUGGAAUUUUUAUGAAUGUAACAUAUAUAUAUAUAUAUAUUGAUUUUGUUGUAAAAUAUGACCUGCACAUGUUCUUUGUGAGAUUCUGUUGGUGAUUGUUGGUAAGGUGUAGCUUAAGUACAUCCAGGUUCUCGUAGGAAUAAGAGGGUCAUUCAUAAUUAAUGUCUUUUGUAUCACUGAAAACAGUGCCAGUUCUCACAUUCACCCUUUUACAAGCAAAUGAAUAAGUGUUGUAAAGCUUUGUUUUUUAUAGAGCUGAAAGUCCAUAAUAACUAAACUUUUAUAUGUUUUUAUGUAAAAGAAAAAAAAUAAGGGAAAAAAAAUAUCUUUGUUCAUGCACAUGCCAUUUUUAUUGUUUUUCAUGUGUAGAUUUGAUGUGGUGUGCUGUGCCUGUCAUUCAUCCAAACAGCUGUAUAAAGUGAAGUAUGUGCAUGUAUUUUGUUUGUUUCAGAAUCUGCUCUAUUCAUUAUCUAGUGGCCAUUCAGUAUUCACUCAGGUCUGUUCUGAGGCUUCAGUCAUUUCUGCGUCAGAAGUCAAACUUCCAGCAGACAGAGCUGUUUCAUCAACAGUAUUCACAAAUAUCAAUCUCCUGCCCUUUUCAUGUCUUUUUGCUUUUGAUGUAACGAUACUCAAAUCUGUUUAAAGGAUAUAAAGAUCUUUCAGGGGUGUUGUAGUGUUUUCUUGAGUGACUGAGGCUACUGUACAGUAUGUUUGGAAUAACAAACUACCAUAAACUGCUUUACUUUCUGUAUGGCUGAAAUACCAGCAUGGCCUUGUAAAUUUGACUAGAUGUGCAGUGUAUAUCAGUGCACACUACACAGUCGGGUUGUGAAUCUACAGGUUGAAACACCCAGCGCUUCGAUAUAUAUAUAUAUAAGUGUGGUCUGAUUGCUGAAUCAAAAUGAGACGCUCUUUUUAGUGAAUCAAAACCUUACAGCGUGACCAGUGUAGUGCGGUUCCUGAACUAAUGACUCUCAUGAGCUGGCUCUUAGUGAAUCAAAAACACACAAAACAAAUACGUCAGUCAGAGAGGUUACUGAAUUCAUAUACUGAUGCACAAGGAAUGGCAUUUGUCCAGCCCAACUCGAAAUAUGAACUGUGGUAUGAAAUGUUGUGAGACUUCAA
Xyrauchen texanus (razorback sucker) is the source of this 3189-nucleotide messenger RNA. RefSeq names its product transcription factor 7-like 2. The transcript has 12 exons. NCBI's taxonomy places the organism in Eukaryota, Metazoa, Chordata, Actinopteri, Cypriniformes, Catostomidae. Gene Ontology annotation, biological process: canonical Wnt signaling pathway; regulation of transcription by RNA polymerase II. The record is from RefSeq and is a predicted model, not a curated record. Gene Ontology annotation, molecular function: DNA-binding transcription factor activity, RNA polymerase II-specific; RNA polymerase II cis-regulatory region sequence-specific DNA binding. Gene Ontology annotation, cellular component: beta-catenin-TCF complex. The coding region runs from base 147 to 1304 and encodes 385 amino acids.